GGGGCUGCCUCGGCUGUGCCCGGGGCACGGCAGUGACUGGGGCAGUGCGCAGGGGGCGGGGGGAGCUCCCCCGGGAGGGCAGCGGGGAUUGAGCCGGGGAUGGGGGAGCUGCCGGGGAAGGGGUGUUGGAGGGCUCCGAGGGGCUCCCGGUGCGACCCCAGUGACGCUCCCGCAUCCUCGGGCGGGAAGGGCAGGCGGCUGUGGAGCCCCCGCAGCAGCGAUGGAGCCCCGCUGCCCGCCCUGGCUGCAGAGCUUUGCCCGGCCGUGCCGCCUCCUGCUCCACGCGCUGGCCUCCGGCCCCGCCGGGGCACUCGCCGCCCUCCGGAUGCUGCAGCGGGACCAGCCCCGCGAGGGACCGGGACAGGCGUUCCCCUGGCAGGCCCUCACCGCAGCCCUGUGCGCCGAGGAGCCCGUGCUGGAGGAGCCACAGGGCGUCCUGGCUGUCAAGCCACGGCUGCUGCUGCUGCCUAUCAUGUGCCAGAGAAACUUCUUCUCCCUGCUCCUCGUGAUGCGGGAUGCAGUACCAGGGGGCUGCCUUGGCCAGCUGCUCCAGGCCAUGGAACAGGAUUCCCAUGUGGAUCCCUGGAUGCGGACGCUGGGGGAUCUGCUCCGGCAGGGACCAAGAACAGAAGAGCGCUUCCCAUCUCCCACUCCACUCUCGUCUACAUGCCAGCAGCAGCUUAGGUGCCUGUGCCAGAAAAUUGCCCAGAACAAACCAGAGGGGCAAAGGAAAUUGAACUGGUGCUUUAGGAAACAGCCUGGUGCCACUGGAGAUGUGACUGACUCUGUGCCUCAAGGUGGAAAGCGCAAGAAAGUGUUGGAGGAGGGAGCGGAGUUGGUCAGUGACAGAGAGAGGAAGAGGUUGCUGCUGGAGGAGGUGGCGUUUGACCCUCUGGCACCCCAGGAAUGUGGGGAUGUGACAGGGAUAGAAGAGGAGGUGCCUGAGGAGCCUUCAGUGGAUACAUGUGCUGAGAGCACAGAUGGGACUGCUCCAGACAGCUGCCAGCAGGAUGCAGUUGGGGAGCUCAGGAAGAGUCCCGAAACAGAGCUGCCAGCAGAGGCCCAGUUCUUUCUCCAGAUGCAUGGACAGAAGCUGAAAAUGCUGCUGCUGCAGGAGUCCAGCCACUCCGAGCUGAGCAUCCCGCCUGAGCUGUGCAUCCUGAACAACUGCUCCCCCGGCCAGCUUGAAGGACUGUGCUCCUUCCUCCAGCUGUCUGUGUGCCCAGAGCCCUUCCUGGGGCGUUUCUGCAGGUGGCUGCUGGCUCUCACCCCUGACCUCAGCUACACCAGCGCGGCCAUCCUGGCAGAGCAGCUCUUCCUCAGGCGAGUCCUGUCCCUUACCCAGCCACCUUCCCGACACCUCAUGGCUGCCCUCGCUUCAUUUUGCUCCAAGUAUUCCCAGCCCUUCUGCCAUGUGCUGGUGGCUGCGGUCCUGCAGGAGCCAGGGGAAGGUGCUGAGCAGACCAAGCUGGUGUGUGAGCUUGUGGAGGAGUGCCUGGAGCCACACUGUGUGCAGCUGGUGCUAAGCCAAGUCUUGGAGAUGCCUUUGUCAGAGAAGCUCCUGCCGGUAGUGCAGGCCGUUCUGGUGCGGCAGGAGGUGCUGCCCCCGGAGCUCUUGGAUCUCCUGGUCCUGACGCUGUGUCGGCAGGCCUCAGCCUUUGCCACAUCGCUUGACUAUGCCAAGCUGGUGACGGCCAUGCUUACCAUGUACCAGAGCCAGGUCACCCCAACUCAUCGGAGCAGUCUGGCUGCUGCCCUGGAUCAGAGCAAUGCAGCUCUGAAGAAAUCACUGCAGGCUGUGCUGGAAGGGGCCAGAUGAGGUGACCACCAAAGGGAACUGCGAGGUGACAGGUUCCUUGCAUAGAGAACACUCAUUGCGCAGUGGCAGCUGCAGCCCACCCUGCACUGGGUUUCCCCCAAUGGGGUGGGACCCCACAGAUGGGGUCUGUGCCCCACAGAGUAUCCAAAGCCUCACGGUAGCAUCUGAUGUGAGGGUACUAUCACUGGGCAGCGCCAUCCCAGCCUCCCACAUCCCCGGAGCUCUUGUUUGAACAAUUAACGUGUUUCCAGGCGUUUCUGUAUGUGCUCUCCCUUCGGCCCGCCGCACUCAACAUGGCGGCCCCCGACCAGCCGCACUCAACAUGGCGGCCCCGACCAGCCACACUCAACAUGGCGGCCCCCGGCCAGCCGCACUCAACAUGGCGGCCCCCGACCAGCCGCACUCAACAUGGCGGCCUCGCCCCGCCCCUCCAAGGAUGCCGACCGGGUGGGGCUGUUGGGGCUGAGUUCGCAGAUUCUGAGUUAUUAAUGUCCAAAACACAUCGCUGAACGAGGACAGAUAUUGAUUUGAGGCUCUGUGAGGCUAAUAAUUCUGGACCUAAUUCACUAUCCUGGUUUUACAUUGUCACAUUCCAAGGCAGAAGCUCUGCACGUGUCAGCGUUCCUCUCCGAGAGCUGAGCUGGUUUCGGAGCAGUGUGGCGGUCUGCUGCACUGUGUAUCUGAUCGGCUGGGAUUUACAUAUUUCUGGGUUCAGGAGAGUGGGAUUUAGCUGAAGAGCUGGGAAACUUGAAUUUUCUGCUUUAAAUCCACAUUUUUUUCCUGUUUACUAGGGACCCUGCUGUGUGUGACACAUUUCUGGGGAUGAUGACACUUCCCGUUGCAGGAUGUUUAAUGAUACUCUAAUAAAAAGUGCUUCUAUAGUGUGACUGUG
Pipra filicauda (Wire-tailed manakin) is the source of this 2711-nucleotide messenger RNA. RefSeq names its product FA complementation group E (gene FANCE). The transcript is spliced from 12 exons. Gene Ontology annotation, biological process: interstrand cross-link repair. NCBI's taxonomy places the organism in Eukaryota, Metazoa, Chordata, Aves, Passeriformes, Pipridae. The record is from RefSeq and is a predicted model, not a curated record. Gene Ontology annotation, cellular component: Fanconi anaemia nuclear complex. Bases 221 to 1819 code for a protein of 532 amino acids.